Molecule: messenger RNA, 479 nt
Organism: Drosophila subobscura
Lineage: Eukaryota; Metazoa; Arthropoda; Insecta; Diptera; Drosophilidae
Gene: SLIRP1
Product: SRA stem-loop-interacting RNA-binding protein, mitochondrial
Exons: 2
Coding region: 80-346 (88 amino acids)
Molecular function (GO): RNA binding
Source: RefSeq, a predicted model, not a curated record
UACACCCGCGGUCACACUGGUAACAACAACAAGUAUUUACGCAACCGGAAACAACGGGAAAAACACAGCUGUCGCACACAUGGCCACCGCAGUAGCAAAAGUUGGAAAAUCGGUGCACCGCAUAUUCGUGGGCAACUUACCCUGGACAGUGGGCCAUCAGGAGCUGCGUGGCUAUUUCAAGGAAUUCGGACGUGUCCUAUCGGCAAACGUCAUCUUCGACAAGAAGACGGGCUGCUCCAAAGGCUACGGCUUUGUCAGCUUCAACAGCUUGACAGCUCUAGAGAAAAUCGAACACGAACAAAAGCACAUACUGGAGGGGCACCACCUCAACAUACAAAAGUCGUAGACAGUGCCAGGCUGCGACAACCAAAAAGGCGGCGACGCAAAAGCAUUUUUUUUCCCACUUCCAUUCGCAAUUCGCAUUCGCCCCAAAACCAAACUAGUAGCUAUAAGCAACUAAAGCAACUUAAACUAACUGA